Molecule: messenger RNA, 1284 nt
Organism: Penicillium brevicompactum
Lineage: Eukaryota; Fungi; Ascomycota; Eurotiomycetes; Eurotiales; Aspergillaceae
Product: UDP-galactose transporter HUT1
Exons: 2
Coding region: 1-1284 (427 amino acids)
Biological process (GO): UDP-galactose transmembrane transport
Cellular component (GO): Golgi membrane; endoplasmic reticulum membrane
Molecular function (GO): UDP-galactose transmembrane transporter activity; UDP-glucose transmembrane transporter activity
Source: RefSeq, a predicted model, not a curated record
AUGGGUCGUCAGAAACAAACAGCGCCACUCCAGCGAUCCCCUUCUUCUCAGCUGAUGCACCUCGAUGAUGCCGACGUGCCCAAGUCCGCGAAUGGAACCAAAGACAUUCUCACCUCCAAAGGCAGCGCGUCUGGGAAGGCAUCGGCAGUUUUGGAGACAGCCGCUGAAACUCCCGGACUGGGACAAUUGAUGAUCUGCGUGCUCGGUAUAUACGCUGCAUUCCUGUCAUGGGGUGUUCUACAAGAGGCAAUUACAACAACGAGCUAUCCCGUACGCCCGCCAACUGCCGCCGACCCAGAACCUCCUACCGAGCGGUUCACAUAUUCCCUCGUUCUAAACACCAUCCAAUCCUCCUUCGCCGCGAUCACGGGCUUUAUCUACCUCCUGGUCUCGACCCCUAAGGGCCAAAGCACCCCGUCAAUAUUCCCGACACGUCGCAUCCUGUUCCCUCUCUUCCUCGUUGCCGUCUCUUCAUCACUUGCCUCCCCCUUCGGCUACGCCAGUCUUCAGCAUAUCGACUACCUGACCUUUAUCCUCGCGAAAUCAUGCAAGCUUCUCCCUGUGAUGGUCUUACACUUGACAAUUUUCCGGAAGAAAUACCCAUUGUACAAAUAUGGCGUAGUGUUAAUGGUCACUCUCGGUGUUGCGACAUUCAGCCUCCACCACCCGGGAACAAGCAAGAAAGUCGCCGCUGCGAACUCCGGAUCCUCGGGCUGGGGCAUCUUCCUGCUGGGCAUCAACCUCCUCCUUGAUGGCCUGACCAACACCACGCAAGACCAUGUCUUCAGUUCGCCGAAACUAUACACUCGCUUCACCGGACCCCAAAUGAUGGUCGCGCAGAAUGUGCUUUCAACUGUGCUGACAGGUGCAUACCUGUUGAUCAUGCCACAUGUCUCGCAGAGCGGCGUUGUGCACAACCUGUUACCCUUCCCCAUUCCCCCAUCUACCGAGACGGAGCUGUUCGGCGCCAUUUCCUUCCUCUCCCGACACCCGGAAGCGCUCAAGCACGUCCUUGGUUUUGCGGCUUGUGGCGCUGUCGGCCAGCUAUUCAUUUUCCAUACUCUGUCCCGCUUCUCCUCGCUGCUACUUGUUACCGUCACCGUCACACGGAAGAUGUUGACCAUGCUUCUUAGCGUGUUCUGGUUCGGACAUUCCCUGUCCGGUGGCCAGUGGCUAGGAAUUGGCCUGGUCUUCGGUGGUAUUGGCGCCGAGGCGGUUGUGCAGAGAUCGGAGAAGAAGGCGAAGGAGCGCUCCAAGAUCGAAGCUGCCAAGAAAGAGUUGUAA